UGCUGCGUCGUCACUGUUCCAUCACCGUCGUCACCACCGUUACGCCCAGUCGUUUCCAUGGCCAAGCUCGUCAACCAGUCGUUUUGGCUGUGUUGUUGCUGCCUCAACGAACAGCUGCUUCUCUCUCUAAGUUGCUGCGUCGACUUCCUCCCCGUCUGUUGCACCGAACAACUUCAAGCUCGAACAACCGGAGCGCACGAACAACUGCUUCAGUCUCCGAACUGCUGCUGCUCGCGUUUCUGGUAGUUGAAUUCGCUGGCCAUGGUAGCAGUGUCAUUAGCUUCUUCUGCCUCCUUCGUCGUCCCAUUUGCUACUGCUUCAUCGUCCAGAUUUUGCUACUGUCCCGUUUCUUCAGUUACUUCUUAAUCACGUUCGUCAUUGUUGGUUCGAGAUUUGGUCGAGGCUCGUCAAGUUUGUUGUUGGUUUAGUCGUUUGUUCGUCGUUCAUCUCCGGUUAGUAGAUUUUUGAAGUUUAUUUUGUCCGCAUUUCGUUUUGAUAUUUUCGAAUCUAAAAUCGGCAAAGGUUUGUUUUGUUUAUCGUUUGAAUUAAUUUUUAGUUCA
This is a messenger RNA of Nicotiana tabacum (common tobacco), 560 nucleotides long. The record is from RefSeq and is a predicted model, not a curated record. Lineage: Eukaryota; Viridiplantae; Streptophyta; Magnoliopsida; Solanales; Solanaceae.